Caenorhabditis elegans is the source of this 81-nucleotide messenger RNA. It is a transcript of the gene Y55B1BL.2, whose product is annotated as Glyceraldehyde-3-phosphate dehydrogenase. NCBI's taxonomy places the organism in Eukaryota, Metazoa, Nematoda, Chromadorea, Rhabditida, Rhabditidae. The record is from RefSeq and is marked reviewed. The annotation marks the transcript as partial. The transcript has a single exon.
GUGGUUAUUAUAAAUCCAACAAUCUUGGCUCGCUCAACCUUCCACCGCUACUUUGCGUCGAACAACGACGAUUUUGGCUAG